Messenger RNA from Lepus europaeus (European hare), 603 nucleotides. It is a transcript of the gene MS4A5, whose product is annotated as membrane spanning 4-domains A5. Gene Ontology annotation, biological process: cell surface receptor signaling pathway. The transcript is spliced from 5 exons. The record is from RefSeq and is a predicted model, not a curated record. Gene Ontology annotation, cellular component: plasma membrane. Bases 1 to 603 code for a protein of 200 amino acids. NCBI's taxonomy places the organism in Eukaryota, Metazoa, Chordata, Mammalia, Lagomorpha, Leporidae.
AUGAACUCAAGAGAUGCCCACAGUCCUGUGUUUUUGAUAUUUCCUCCAGAGAUCAAUGUUCCAGAUUAUCAAUCAACAGUCAUUACAGCUACAACCUAUGAGUCUCAAAGCCCCUUGGAGAAAUUACUUGUUGGAAGAAUGAAAAUCUCAGGGACUCUCCAGAUCCUGCUUGGAAUUAUGAACUUUUCUUUUGGAAUGAUUUUCCUUUUCACUUUGGUACAACCAUACCCAAGGUUCCCCUUUAUAUUUAUUUCAGGAUAUCCAUUCUGGGGCUCUGUUUUGUUCAUUAAUUCUGGAGCUUUUCUAAUUACAUUGAAGAGAAAAAUGACAAAAACCCUGAUGAAAGCAACUCAAAUAAUGAAUUCUCUUAGUGUUCUGGGAGCAUUGGCUGGAAUCAUUCUCCUCAUAUUUGGUUUCCUUCUAGACCAAAACUACAUUUGUGGUUAUUCUCAAGAAAGUGAAGAGUGUGAUGCUAUUACUGUGAUAUUCACUGGAAUUUUGAUUAUGUUGAUGGUCUUAACCAUUAUCGAAUUAUUCGUUUCCCUGUCUUUCUCGAUUUUGGUGUUCCACUCAGAGGACGAUACUUGUGAGGAAUGUUGUUGA